Messenger RNA from Exaiptasia diaphana, 872 nucleotides. RefSeq names its product collagen alpha-1(I) chain. Bases 62 to 505 code for a protein of 147 amino acids. NCBI's taxonomy places the organism in Eukaryota, Metazoa, Cnidaria, Anthozoa, Actiniaria, Aiptasiidae. The transcript is spliced from 3 exons. The record is from RefSeq and is a predicted model, not a curated record.
UUAAUUUGUGACAAUCUGAAAGCUAGUCAGUACGUAAUUGACUCAACAAGAAUCUAGUAGAAUGGAUUUGAAAUUAGUUGUUGUUGUUCUGGCCGCAGUUAUCUGCGUUUCCCAAGCAAAAAGUCUUGAAAAGAGACAAGCUGCUUGCCCACCACCCCCACCCCCACCAGUAUAUCCAGCACCACCACCACCACGUCCAGCUGCCCCAGGACCACCAGGACCAGCUGGAUGCCAAGGAUGCCCAGGAGCCCGAGGAUGUCCAGGACCUAAAGGAUGUACCGGACCAGCUGGAAUUCCAGGACCCCCAGGACCACCAGGACCACCACCACGACCAGGACCACCAGGACCCCCAGGACCAGCUGGUUGUGCAGGACCACAAGGAAACCCAGGACUUAAAGGAUGCCCAGGACCAUGUGGACCUCCAGGACCCCCAGGACCACCAGGACCCCCAGGAGCCCCAGCUCCACCACCACCACCCCCAGCACCAUGCUGUUCCGGCAAAUAGAUUAAUACUGAGUAUUAAAGCUUCUUAACGACUUUUUACAUUUUUCUAAUUGUCAGAUGCGCAUAUAUCGUUUGAGUAUCUGUUUCUGACUUGUUAAAUAAAGCUUAUUCUAAAUCAAGAUGCUAAGAGUCUUUUGCUUUCUUUCUUGUUCUUUUCAAGACAAAAUAAGGAAAGUUAUUUUCAUGUUCUCUUAGAUUGUCUCCUUCCAUUCGGAAUAUUUCAUUCAGCUAUGCAAUCUAAUAGUACUUURAACCACAUUAAUAAUAAUGAUAUAAGAUUUAUAUAGCGCAAGUAUAUCCGUGCAAGUUUAUAUGCGCUUAACAAAUUAGAAAAAAUCCAAAUUCCAAUAAACCUUGUAAUAACCUCA